GCAGUGUGUGGCGUGAGAAGCAUCAGGACGGCAGAAAAUGUCAAUGUCGUUAAAAGUCCUGCGAGAAAAGUGAAAAAUUUUGGUGCAUUUUAAAUUUUAUCCUACCUUUUAGUUUCGAACCCGGUACCCAACAAGUGUGUGAAUCCAACGAAACUAGAGAGCGGCUAGGAGGGCGCAUAAACUAGGCUGCAGCUGAGGCCUGGUAUUUUUGGCUACCAUUUAGUGCUGCGGGGACGACAAAUUAUAAAGUAGCACCCAAACUAUGUUCAAAAGUCGCAGCGAAGGAAAUGUGGUUUAUAAGUGCACGGUUCGAUUGUUGGAGGAUUUGGACGUUUUGGAAUGCGAAUUUCAGCCCCACCACAAGGGCAGCUUUUUGCUGGAAUAUAUUUGUGAACAGUUGGAGAUCACCGAGAAGGACUAUUUUGGGCUUCGAUUCGUAGACUCCGCAAAGCAACGGCACUGGCUGGACCUUGCGAAAAACAUUAUCAAACAAGUGAAAGAUGUCGAGCCCCUCAUAUUUUCCUUUCGCGUGAAAUUCUAUCCUGCUGAUCCAUGUCGGCUAACGGGAAAUGGUAAAGUGAUGCUGUUUCAACAACUGAAACGAGAUUUACGGCAUGGACGAUUGUACUGUUCGAUUGGAGAAGCUGCUGCGCUGGGAGCGCUUAUUGUGCAAGAUGAAAUGGGUGAUUACGACGCGGAAACUCACACCGGGGAGUACGUGGCGUCAUUGAAAAUAACCCUCCGGCAGACCGAACAGCUGGAGAAGAAGGCAAUGGAGUUACACAAGAAGCGUGACCCGGGACAGGAUACGGCGGGUGUUCAUGAUGAGUUCGUGGGUAUCGCACGCAGCCUGGAAACCUACGGAAUCGAUCCGCAUCCGGUGAAGGAUCAUCGGGGUACGCAGCUAUAUUUGGGGAUAAACUUUUCCGGUAUAAGUACAUUCGCUGCAGGACGACGAGCGCAGCAUUUUCGAUGGCCAGAGGUACACAAAAUCAAUUUUGAAGGGAAAAUGUUUAUCAUCCACCUCGCGUAUUCAGAUGAUCGACGGGAGGUGAAAAAACACACUGUAGGAUUCAAGUGUCCAUCUGGGUCAGCUUGUAGGUACGUCUGGAGAUGUGCUAUAGAACAAAUGCUUUUCUUUACUCUUCCAACAAGCCAGCAUGCAUCAGUAAUGUCCGGAGGAGGAUUCUUCUCGUGGGGUACCAAGUUUAAAUACUCUGGCCGAACGGAACGUGAAAUCCUAUCAGAAUCGUUGAAUGCACUCCGCCAACAGAAGCUAAAUAACACCAGCCCAAGCAAGAGGAAAGCACAAAGUGUGCCUGCCACCCCUUCGAGCCCACAAGGUGAUCUAGCAGAAAUUCGUAAGUCGCGAUACAGUAGCCUUCCACGAUCAACUAUGUCUGAACCGUUAGGUGGUUGUAACGACCACAUGGCACCAUCUGUCUACUGCACCGAUAACCCACUGCCAACGUUGGAGACUGUCUCAGAGGAAGCGCGCAAAACCAACGGUGAGAGCAAUGAUCACCUAUCGGAUUACUACUUCCGGGACUCAUUCGAUCAUUCGUCGUCUGAGUCUGGUUUUACCAGCAAUGUGAUAGAGAACAGAAUAGGAUCACAUCUACACCAUCGCCAAAUCUAUACUUCCGAUAACAUCUCAUCGCUAGCAAUGCAUAGCAUGGCAAACAACUCAGCUAUCAUUCAGCAGCAAAAUGCCACAAACAGUGCAAAAAACAUGAAAAAGUUUUCACUCGUCCAAGCUUUCGUACCGUCGUUUAUCUUUGUUGUUGUGAUACUGGCGGUAUCGGCGGUCUAUGUCCUAGAGUCGGACUCGGAAAUGUUUAGCUCAAUGAAAAACUGGCCGGAGAUGAUUUGUUUGCGGUAUCAGUAUUAUCAACCGUUGAAGGAAUUCCUGUCGAAAAAGUUCGGUGCUAUAUUUUGAUUCAUUUUGGCAAGACCUGAUGGUGAUGGUGGAGUAAUCAGUAGUAGUGUUAAUAGUAUCGAAGAGCGUCGUUACGCUAAAGCUGGCACCCUCGCAGAGGAGAGAGAAAUGAGUUCGAAUGAUAGUCAUAUGACUCUUACGCUAACUCUACCCAUCACGCGGCAGAUGUAGAAGCAAUUAGCUACUCGCAUUUUUCGGAAGCGAAUCAAUCACAUCGAAUUAAACCGAUUUAUGUACGUCAGUAUUCUUUGUUCCAUGGUUAUUAUGUUUAGAAGUCAAGUUAUAUCUUCGGAAAUAGCACGGCAUUGAGCAAUUUUCAAGGAUGUUAUCUGCUUUCCUGCCUCUGAAUGUGCGGUCCACAUUACUUUUUAGAAUAACUAAAGAAAUAUGUUUUAUACUAUACGGUCAUGAACAAUAUUUAAUUGAUUGAUUUUUUUUCUUGUUUAUUUGAUAGUUGUUGCUUAUUUGUAUAUCAAAGCUUCAAGAUGCUCUAUGAAUAUAGAGCUUAUCUAUGGUAAAAUGGCUUUUCGGGUAUUCCGUUGUGAAUACUUGCUUUUUUUGUGAAUAUUUCAAUGUCAAAAAGACAAUCCACACAAACAAUAUUAAUUAACAAGCAAAAAUAGUAGAAAUUUUCAAAUAUUAAACAAUUUUUAAGUACAUCGAGCUUUUUGUGAUCGUGUGAUCGCAAAACGCUAUAACCAAGGCGGUAUAAUAAGGUGGAACGUUAUGUCAGAACUGCUGUUCAGCCAUUACUUGAGUUCGAAUUGACAGCGGCCAAACGAACGGCUAGAGUUUUCCGAUAAAGAGGAUGGCAUGCAAUGAGGAGCUAUGUGUUUGCUGUGCAUAAACGUUGGUUUUGUUUAUUUGUUUAGGCUGUUGGCAUCAUUGUUGUGUUUCGGUGACUGCUGCAAGUUAUUGUCUGCAUUGCUGUUUUACGGGACGUGAGGGUUGUUGCCGUUGCUGCUGGGAUUGGCAACUCAGCGAUUGUGGGAGCUUUGCUAGUGGGUAUAUGAAAGAACCACUACCGGCGGGCUUGUGCCGUACUGCUUUAGUUGGAGACUCACCUGAUCGUUCCGGUUGUGAAACACAACAGCUAGUUCGACUGAAACCGGCCCAGCGUAGGUAUAUGUUGGUGGGGACCGCUAUGUAACAUAAAAAUUAGACCUGCUUCAUUUAUAAACAAAAAAAGCCGCUGUCAUUUUUCAUCCCCUCUCGCAUCUUCCAUGUCUUAUCUUCAUACUGUCGAAAACGAACCACCUGUCAAUUUCAGCUCCUUGGCUAUAGCCUUAUAACCGUUAAAACAUACACAACCUUUAAUAGUCGAGCAUUUUUGGUCGUUUGAGAUGCAGAAAAGAAUCAAAAUCUCUUGAGCUAUGCCUGAAAUACAAAUUGUUCUAAAAGAGGACCGAAAUACCCGAACCUGUCCCAAAUACUCAAAAGAUCUUGAGAUUAUUUGAUAUCCACGAUGCCAGAAACAAGUCGAUUCUUUUGUACCACGGAAUCCUGGAACUCGCACUUGGACAAUUAUCAUGACAGGUUCAUUAAAACUUUAUUCACGACAUACUAGACGAUCACGAUUUUAAUUACUUCUUGAUCUCAUUCACAUCGAACUUUGCAUUCGAUGUUCAUUGGUUAUUUCCAUAUGAUUAGGCUCCUCCCAAUUAAAUCGGAGAACUCUACACAAACUAUUGGGAAUGAACUUUAGGACUUUAGUUUAAUCAUGAUUAUGGGUCAGACUCUCGUCGUGAGCAGACGAAGUCCAUGAGUAUGCGAUUCCGCUAUCUAAGUGGUGGUCUUCAAAGUCGUGAAGAGCGCCUAGGGGUUCUACCACCGGUCCUGCUACGACAGGACUUCCGCUUUCUGACAUGUAUGUCCAUGUUCGCCAGGUACUUUUUCACCGUUUGGUCGGUUGCACCGACCUCCCGGACAAGCGCAUGCAGCGAUAUAGCCGCACGAUGUCCGUUUUCGAUGCUGUGGGGUACCGUUAUUUGAACGUGCACACUUCUGACAGAGUAGCUUCACUGUUUUCGCCAUCACGGUAAGAGUUCGACUGAUAGAGCAGUCAAAUUUUUCUGCUCACUCAUGGGUUACUAUGAUUGAUGCUGCAUGGGUUGUUUCGUCAGUGCGUGUGAAGGUAAACCGACGAAAAAUUGGCAAUUUUUGUCCACUUUUUUUAAAUGCAAACGUUAGUUGUCCGAAAUUAUUGCAACAUGUCCUGCCCAACGUAUCCUUCCAGCUUUAAUCAUUUUCUGGAUACUGGUUCGCCGAUGAGUUACGUGAGCUCGUGGUUCAUUCUUCGCCUCUAUACGUCAUCCAUCACACUGCCGAAGAUGGUUCUUAAAACACGUCGUUCGAAGACUCCGACGGCUCGCAGGUCCUCUUCGAGAAUUGUUCACGUUUCGUGCCCGUAGAGGACCACCAGUCUUAUGAGCGUUUUAUAUAGGGAACGUUUUGCACGAUUGCUGAGUCUGUUUGACCUCAAGUGUUUGUGGAGACCAUAGAAGAAUUUCAUGCCAACUCGUCUUAGGAGUUGGCAGCACCAUCUCAGAUAGUAGUGAAACGUUGUGGGUGUAAAGUCAUGGGUCAUUUAAGCAACUUUGCAAACUUGAAAUAUUCGAAAAAGAAUUAGACUACUUUUUGAAAAAAGCCAAACAUUUUUUCUUAAAUUUUAACUAAAAUUUAUAACUUCAAAACUAUGAUACCUACAAAAUUCUGGCCAAAGAUGAAAUGUAGGAAAUUGUUUAAAUUUUUACAAAAAAUAUCAAAAAAUUUUUGGAAAAAAAUUUGAUGAAAAAAAAAAUAUUUUAAAAAUUAAAACUCAUUUUUCUCAUAAACUUUUUUUUUAAUGGGCACUUUUACAGGAAAAAAAGUUUUUCUAACAACAACUUUUUCAUGUUUUCUUUGAAAAAAUUACAAUUAAUCUAAUUUUGUUUAAAGUUAAGAUAACGAUAUAGUGUAUUCGACAAAGUUUCGGAUCUUUUUAAAAUAUGAACUUUUGUCAAAGCCGUCAACUUUUUAUCAUUUAUAGUUUUUGGAAUGUAAGUCAUUUUUGUAUGAAGACCCCUGAAAAAAAUAAUGUUAUGCUCGUAACAUUUUUUUGAGUGAAUUCUCACGUUUGAUAUGUUCUUGACAUGUUUCUAAAUAGAAAAAAAAGUUAGCGGAGCAUAAAAAUUUCGAUAAUUUAUUCAUGAAAAUGUUACAAAUUGAACAUUAAUAGUAUUGUUUCAUAGAUAAACAUGAAAAAGUUGUUAUUCGAAAAACUUUUUCCAUGUAAAUGUGCCCCUCUUUCGAUGUAUGGGUGAAUUGUUGGAAAUUCUAAAGGCUAUUUAUAUCUAUUUUUUUCAGAAUUUUUAAAACACAUGUUUUCGAGAAAAAUGAAUUUUAGUUUUCAAAAUUUUCAAAAACAUGUUUAUUCCAAUGAUUUUUUCACCAGCGCUUUCGAUGCAGUCUCUGUGAUAUAGUGAGCUUGGUGAACGAUAUAAACAUCUAAAAAAGCUUUCGAUUUAAGAUUACGACUGCGUGAUGCCGGGAAUUCUCAUUAGAGCAAAACUAUACGGAGUUUCCCGACAGUCGUCCAAUGGCGGUUCGUAGGCUGCAGUACUUCACGAGACGACUGAAGACAAACCCAGUAAUCAACGAGAGCGUUGUCUUCGUGUAUGCAAGCAGGGUAAAUCUUACAAAGAAUUCUUCCAACCAAGAGAGGUAUUCUAUGAUGUGUAAUCAGACAGUACGGUCCACUCGAUUUACUCCCGCAUUUCCUUAUUCAUGACCGAGUUAUCAUACAAUGAAGGUAGGUUGGAACUACACUGUCAAUGUGGUGAUCCUCAGCCGAUUUCCCAAAUGGAUAGAGGUGUUCGAGGAACCCAGCAACCCACGAGUGUAUUUCCUGGGUGUACGAUAAGAAGAGAUCGAGGACUAGCAGCUCCACGUCUUCGUCGACGUUAGUGGGACAGUUUAAACCUUGAUUGGAUCAUUGGCUAUAGCAAUGUGGCCAAGUCAAUCUACGGCCGAAAAAACGCUGGUUGAGUUAGAGCCAUUGCCGUGUACGGUACAUAACAUUAAGCCUAUGGAGGAACUGUCCGGUUGAAGUUGGUUCUCCAAGAUCGAGAGGCUAUGGUGCGCCGUCGCACACAUCAACCGUUGUGCAGGAAACAUGUCAAAGAUAGAUUUCGAUAAAAUAAUGCUCCAGAGCGAAGAUUGCUCCUUUUGCUUAAACCAUAGCCACCUUUCUCCUUAGCUUUGAUGCUGUUCUUCAUUCCGCUUUGGAAGGAAUUGCGAUAGAUAUUCGUCUUAUGCUGCUCUUCGUGCCACUCAAGUCUUUGGCAUGCCGAAACAAAGUUGGCUCCGGUAUGACGUAAAACCGUGAAGAUUCCUCUUGUGUCAUUGAUUGGCUUCGCACAAAAGCGCUGCAGCAACAGUAUACUUCGUAGUCGUAGUCGUAGUCUAACGUACCUUCAGACCAUAAUGGACAAAAAGUGCGAUUCACAAGUGGCAAUCAGUCGAUUCAUACCUUUGUUUCAACUUGCCCCGUUGUAUGCGUUCCAACUUACCCAGGCCGUUGGUAAGUGGUAAGUGGAAAAAAUCGAAAAUCUACGAAAAUAACAAACAAUGCCAUGGAGCGCGUUGAGACGCUUCAAUCUUCCGGCUAUGGCAGUCAGUUCGUGAAUUUAGUGGAUAUGUAUCCUGAAAAAAAAAUCAUGGCAAAUGAAAAGUUCCGGCAAUAGUUACGGCUUCCGUUUUAACUGACCCUGCUUUCCAAUUUUCCCCGGUGUACCUUAAUGAAAAAAUGUCCGGGUUUAAAACCUUCCGGAUUCAAAAGCAGUACGGUAAUAGUAAGAAGCUCGUUGUACUUAAAAAUAAUGAAAAUUGAUUGUUUCUUCUAAUGUGUAUUUUAAUCCAGUAUUAUGCUAAAAUUUAGGUAUUAAUGUGUAUUAUUAGCUUUAAACAAAACACGCUGUUAUUGUUCAUUCAAGUUCGCUUCUACAGUAUUAUCAUUACAACAGUGUCUAGAAUUUUUUUUUUAAGUGUAUCGAAUCAAUCGAGUCAGAAUAACAUGUUAAGACUUGUCAUUAGAGGCAUUUCAACCAGCAUAGAACGCCACGGUGUGCGGACAUUUGCACUUGUUCAUCAAAAAAGUAUUAUUCAAGUUUGUAAUGUAAACAUUUCAGCUUAUCGUCAAGAUAGUUUUUUGCAAAGAACAACAUCAAUGAAUACGCUCAUUAUCGUGCUAUUAGGAAAUAUCAAUGAAAUUAUUUUGUCCGAUUCAAAUGAUUUUCCUUCCUUCAUUCGAUCGGUUCUAGCAACGUAGAAUGGCUUUAGUUUCAUUCCCAUUUAGCGGAACGUCAAAUAAACGAAACGUUAUGGCAAUUUAACGUCGAAUAUUUUUCUUUGUAAUUAUUGAGCUAAUCACGUAUACUAGCAACGUUAUCAAACCUCGUCGGUACUCGUCAAACGUCAUUCGUACAAAUUUUUUGUAUAAAGAUUUGUAACCGCCAAAUGUCAAAUCCUAACAUCGAACUUGUCAUUCCUAGAUGUUGCUAUUACGGUAGCACUUUUUGCAGAAAAAACGUUUCUUCGAACAUUACCGCCACCGUAAAAUACUUUCUACUACAAGAAUCGCUGGACGUUGACGUUUGCUAAUGUCUGUUCUAUUACACACAUACAUGUGAAAGUUAUCAUCAGAAUUGCGAUGAGAAAUAUCUGACGUUAGUUUCCUAUCCCUUGAUUGAAAAUGGGGGCUAGUACGCAAAACAUAAAAACGCGCGAAAAAUAUCAUAUAUUCAAGAAACGAAUUCUAAUUUUAGGAUAAAUUAGAUGAAACAAAAUCUGACAAGAAAUCAACUGCAUAGUCUGGUAACGAGCCAAAGUUAAUGAACGAAACCCAAAAUAUUAGUAAUACGUUCGUCACAGUUUGACGGCAAGACUUUUUAUUGAUACGACAUGUGGUACUGCAUGUCGGAUCCUAACCAAAAAAAAAAAAACUAAAUGGGCAGAAUUAUUAGCACAUUACAGUGAAAAUCGCUUGAGUAUUUUUAUUGAAACUGGAUUAAAUAGAAGACAACUAUACGUGAGAACGGUAUGCACAAAUGUACAAUUGCACUUAAUAAUAUUAGGUUAAGAGUGCGGCUAAUUAGCAUAUUGCAAGGUGAUGCAGCAAGGAAAACAACAAACGAGCCCGUCGUUUCUGUUUAGUUAUUUUAGUUAGGAACAUUGCAUAGUAAAAAAUAAGAUGCAAAACGUAGUUCGAUCACUUUUUGUAGAGUGAGUUGAUGCAAUGGAAAAAAAAUGAGUAGUUCAAGAAUGAAGCGACACGGCGUGAUACAUUAGUUCAGCUUUGUUGAGAAGUUGUCCGGCCUUUGGCCACUAACGAAAAUUUUAGCUACGAUGGUGUACUAAGCAAACUUUUCUAUUUUUAUGGAAGGCUUGAAUGGAACACAAAUUACUCCAGCCAAUAGACGAAUUAGAAGAUUUCAUAGUAAUAGCGCGAAGGAUAAUUUCAAUUAAAUAUACAUUUUGAAAACAAUAAUGUUGCUUGCCUUAUUUGUUGCUGUACCUUAAGAAGCAAAACGGUGAAUAAAAAUGUCAAUAAAAGUGCUGCACUUAGCUAGCUAAGAAUUAUAUCAACAAGCUGCUGUAGAGUUGCGGCGAAACGUCCAAGUCCUACUAAUUAAUGGAAAAAAAUUAUGGUUAGAUUCUUAAAUCAACUAAAAACAUUGGAGAUUUUCUCCCAGAGAAACACAACCAUCCGUGUAUAGCAAAUUAGCGACAAUCAAUUGUACUGAAAAACGAAACUAGCUCAAAUACCUAACAAGCAAGAUAUCCCAUUUUGAAUACUCGAUCCGCUCGCGGAUGCUUUCAGCCACCGGAAAUUAGACAUACAAAAGGUAGAACAUAUCGUAAGAGAAAAUGGAAUAUAGAUCUAUAAUUUCCUGUUGUAACAUACAGUCACUAACACACUAAAGCAUUACCAGUUCCUAUUUAUUAUUCUCAGAGGAGUAAGAAAAUCUGUAAAAUUACGAAAAGUAUCGAUAUCACCCGAAAGCAUUUUGUAUCACAAUCUAUGGCCGCAAUCCCAGAACAGUGGUGAAUAGUAUUCAAAGCGGGAUAGCCGAAAGGGGCUGUUUGGUUUGGCUUUUCUGAGUUCUGCCUAGAUUCCCAGCUGCUGCUGCAUUGACUGCAGAUAAACCCAUGGCCAGUGGUCGUAUUGUAAAUAAUCCCGUGACCAUUUUCCCUUCUUUGUUAAGGAAAAAGAAAACGCAAUUAAAGGAACUACCAUGAUAGAUGAGAGUGGAUGAUAACGAAUAGAGAAUGGACCCAGAAAUGUGAGCAUUUAAGUUUGAAAAACUUCUUGUUUUAUUGGCAAUGGAAGAAAAAAAAACAUAUAUUUUUGUUCUAAGGACUAAUUCUAGCGAGCGUAAGUAUCUUUGAAAUGACGUCAGGAGUGAGUAAAUAGCAUAUGGGCAGUCGAGAAGCAAAAAUUUUCAAGAAAACAAGUUUAAUUAUCCGAAGUGAUGAACAUGUAGGGAAUAUUAACGGAAAUUUCCAAUUAGUA
This is a messenger RNA of Toxorhynchites rutilus septentrionalis, 9491 nucleotides long. RefSeq names its product FERM domain-containing protein 5 (gene Frmd5). Bases 263 to 1939 code for a protein of 558 amino acids. The transcript has 8 exons. Gene Ontology annotation, cellular component: cytoskeleton. Gene Ontology annotation, molecular function: cytoskeletal protein binding. The record is from RefSeq and is a predicted model, not a curated record. NCBI's taxonomy places the organism in Eukaryota, Metazoa, Arthropoda, Insecta, Diptera, Culicidae.